GCUAACAGCUGACUGAAAUAUAUAAAUAUUUAGCAAUUUGUUUUUGUGCCUGCUAGGGAAUUGUGCUUUCAUUUAUUAAAAAAAAAUAAGUAAACCACUAAGGCACAUACAUAACGAGCUAUAGUGCGUCAGUAAUGGAUUACACAUCAUGCUGCAACGCAAAGAAACGAUAGCUUCUCUGGCCAAUUGGAAGACAGCUGUUUUGAACAGGCAAUUCGUCUAGAAAAGUUCAUCAACAAUCCAAGAAGUAGCUGAAGGCAUCCCAGUAGUAACUGCAUCCAAUGCGCCAGUAGCAUUUGACCCGAAGAAUCCCCUGAUUGUGGCCAUUGCCAUGUCCGUGUCCCUGGAGACUUACACCCGGCGGGAGCUGUGAUGGAGCGCUAGGUUCUGGCCAGGAUGUGGCCAGCCGCCCUGACACGCCUGCUGCGACGCCGGAUUGUGUACAUCGUGCUGGUGGUACUGCUGCUCAUCUACGGAUUCGGACACAUUUUCGAUCGGGACUCCUUUUCGGGCCUGCACUAUGACGAGUACAUGGUGCAGCGCACCCGUCCGCUCUUGUGGACGCAGCAGCUCCUGGGGCCGGAGGAGCAGCUCAAUCGCACGCGCGGCGAUCCGGAAGCACGCUGCCGCAACUCUGUCCAGGGCCGCCAAUGGCUGGCCGACGAACGAGGAUUCGUGUGCCGACGCGAGGAGGUGCUAACCAACGGCUGCUGCAAUCUGGAACUGUCCGGCAUUGGAUACUACAGUUGCCGCACAUGCAACACCAGCACCCACUGUUGUGGUGUGUACGAGUAUUGCGUCUCCUGCUGCCUGCACCCAGGACAGCAGCCGCUGCUGGAGCGCGUCCUGCUGGCGCCCAACACGCCCAAGUACAUAUUCGCCACCGUGACGGACCACUUCGAGCUAUGCCUGGUCAAAUGUCGUACAAACUCACACUCCGUGGAGCACGAGAACAAGUACCGCGAUCCGGCAGCCAAGCAUUGUUAUGGUCUAACCGAGGCGCACGAAUCCCAGCGGGAUGUGGCGCCCCAGGGAGCCAGUCGCAGCUGACCACCGCAUCCCGUCCACCGUCCAAUGCGAUGACUCUGCCUUCUGUACAAAGCUUUCGGCCGGAGCAAAUUUAGACGUUCAACUGAUGAGCUUUACCUCGAACUAGAAAUGAGAAAGUUUUUAGUUAUCAGCUGGUUCGUUGGCAAUAUUUUACUAAGUCAGGGAUCGCUUUAGGUUAGAAGUAAUAUGUUUUUUCUUUAAUUUUCUGCAUAUUUAUAGUAAACUAUUCAUGAACAAUAAUUGUAAAACACAAUCGAACAUACAUACAUAUGCUAAAUUGAAUUUAGUUUGUUUCUUUAGCUUACUUAGACAUUGUAAAUAAAUAAAUAGCUCUCUGUUAUGUUUUAUUUCAUUUCAUUCAUUUCAUUUUAUAACGUACUAUUGUAAAUAAUUUAUGUCUAGCCAUAAGCCAUU
Messenger RNA from Drosophila santomea, 1464 nucleotides. RefSeq names its product SREBP regulating gene protein. Lineage: Eukaryota; Metazoa; Arthropoda; Insecta; Diptera; Drosophilidae. Gene Ontology annotation, biological process: positive regulation of SREBP signaling pathway. The record is from RefSeq and is a predicted model, not a curated record. The transcript is spliced from 2 exons. The coding region runs from base 397 to 1050 and encodes 217 amino acids.